GGCCCCCCCAUAAAUAUUACAGUCUACCCGCGGGCCCCCCGACCCACCUACUUGGGCCGGCGCGGACCCCCAUGGGCGGGUUUUGGCAGGCCUUACCUACGCGACAAAGUACGCCGGCCCUCCGUUCCCCGUCACCAACAACAGCACCGGCAUACCCCCGAGCACCACCUGUCGCGGUAACAACUGCAACAUGGUCGGCCUCUCGAGAUGCCAAGAGCCGUUCAACAGUAGCAGCAACCACCCAGAGUGCUGCAACUUCCGCCGCGCAAACGUCCCAGAGUCGAAUUACCAGUUGGGCGCACAACACGUCUUCAACCACCCUCAACACAGCCACGCCAACGUGGUCCCGCUCGCGCUGCUGGGGAGGUGGCCGGCGUUGGUCGAGUGUCCCGGCUGCACGGGGGUGGCGCCGACGAGCACAAAGCACGUUGCUGGGAAGGGGUCACACUGGAUGGCUACCAUGUUCUUAUUCACGACCGGCAUCCUUACCUUCGUCCCUUACGUCACACCUGCAAUGAAGGAUGUCGAGCAUCACUGCCUCCGUUGCGGGCGACACCUGGCCACGAACAGAUUUGGGGGUGGGACGCAGGCAAAGCUGAUGUGAGCGGUGGGCGUUUGGUGUCACCGCACAGUCGCCGGAAAUGCAGGAUCGUAAACCAUGGCUGGGUAAAUGGUGUUUUAGUCACUUUGUGCUUUGCAAGUUGCGAGUUUUUUUUUCACCGAAGAAUAUCUGAUGUCUCUGGGAUGAGCUUGUUGUGUUCAUUUCAUAAUCAUGAC
This is a messenger RNA of Pyricularia grisea, 777 nucleotides long. RefSeq lists its product as uncharacterized. Lineage: Eukaryota; Fungi; Ascomycota; Sordariomycetes; Magnaporthales; Pyriculariaceae. The record is from RefSeq and is a predicted model, not a curated record. The transcript has 2 exons. Bases 191 to 604 code for a protein of 137 amino acids.